Messenger RNA from Daphnia pulex (common water flea), 1564 nucleotides. It is a transcript of the gene Csas, whose product is annotated as N-acylneuraminate cytidylyltransferase A-like. The transcript has 5 exons. Bases 721 to 1491 code for a protein of 256 amino acids. NCBI's taxonomy places the organism in Eukaryota, Metazoa, Arthropoda, Branchiopoda, Diplostraca, Daphniidae. The record is from RefSeq and is a predicted model, not a curated record. Gene Ontology annotation, molecular function: N-acylneuraminate cytidylyltransferase activity.
CGUAAUGGGUUUGGGAUGGCGUGACGAAUUUCAGCCGAAUGGAAGCAACCAAGCGCCCUAUCCUCCUCUAUUCAUGUCAAGUCAUCCAUUUCUACAGUCCAGCAGAAAGGAGAAGGGAAUAGUCUCGCGUACAACGAACGUGGGGCUCAUCUAUCAGUAUUAAUCUCCUUAGUUGGACACUAGCCUCGAUUCUUGAUGAGAUUACCGAAUUCAGGGCACCGAGGAUGGACUUGAUCGCUCCCGUGCCGGCCAUUGUUUUUUCCAAACAUCUUUCUUCCGCUCCUUUUUUUAUCAGUUGGUUUUCCAUCACUUGAAUGUCCCAUCACUUAAACCACCAAUGCGGUGGACCGGGUUGGUCGUCGCAUUAAUCUCAUGUCGACCUCUGAUGUUUGAUUCCGUAAAAAGUGCCAAGACUCCACAUGCGUGCUGGCAUCUAGCGACCAAUAAUAGCAGCUAACAGAUUUGAUUUCAGGAUCCUAUCGAUCGGCGGCCGGGUUGCUGGCUCUUCUCUUCCGAGGCGGUGGUUGGGGAGAGCACACACAGCUUCCUCAAAAGAAACAAGACGUUAUUUACUUUUGUUGGCUACGCUUACGUGAGACCCAGUGGAGUUUUAACUGCUGAUCCAGGCCGGCUGAGAAGUAGAACCGAGAAAGAAAUCCUGAAUUAUUGUCCGUCAUAACAGAGGGAUUGCUUUAGUUGCAGUGUCGAGACCAACUGCUGAUGACGAUGCACGUCGCCGGAUUGAUCCUUGCACGGGGAGGCAGCAAAGGAAUCCCGCUCAAGAACUUGGCCUUACUCAAAGGCACGCCGCUUCUUCUCUGGGCGCUCAGGACCAUGUCACAAUGCAAAGGUUUGACUUCCAUUUGGGUGUCGUCCGACCACCCAGACAUUCUUCAAUUGGCCCUUGAAAACGGAGCCCAGGUCCAUCGCCGGUCAGCCGAGACGUCGUCAGAUGGAGCCACUUCACUGGAGGCCAUCAACGAGUUCUUGGCCAGUCAUCCGGAAGUCGACGUGGUGGCAUUGAUUCAGUGCACGUCGCCUUUCGUCCGCGUUGCGCAUUUGAACGAAGCCAUCGCUAAAAUGACGGCCGGAUGCUGUGACUCGGUCUUCUCCGUCACGCGCUCUCACUCGCUGCGCUGGAUGCAACUUGCAGAACCAAAAAUCGAAAGCAGCAGCAGCGGCAGCGGCAGAGCGACGGUGGAUGCGGCAGAGAUCCGGGCGGUCAACUUUGAUCCUCAUUGUCGACCCAAGAGGCAGGACUGGAACGGCGACUUGGUGGAGAACGGCGCGUUUUACUUGAGCUCCGUUCAACUUUUGCGACAAGGACUCAUUCAGGGUGGAAAGAUUUCCUUCGUAGAGAUGAGCGCAGAGUGCAGCAUUGAUAUCGACACCGGCUACGAUCUGUGGCUGGCCGAGCAGCAGGCAUCCUAUUUCAACAUUGAGCCCGGUGGUGGCGAGUACAUUCAAACAUUUUUUCCCGCCACUUUGUGAUUUGUCAUGCAAUGAGAUUUGAUUUCCUGUAGACUGCAUUUCAUUUUUGGCAAUAAAAUGUUUCGCUUCCGCA